AUGCCAUCGGACGUACUAGCGAACUUCAUUUCUGCAACUGUCGUGUUAGGCCUCAUGCCAACAUUACUGUCAACAAUUGCACCGAGUAUCGCUGAGAUGGCGCUGCUUUCAGCCCAUCGGCCAGCACUGAGUUUCCUAAUCGCAUUGGGCGCACCAUCAAUCUGGCCAACAAAAUUAAUUGAGUAUAAUGACCCAACUCGUUAUGUGCUGGUAGCAGGUGCAGUUUUCAACAUCGUAUGGACAAGCUUGGAACUUGGUCGUAACAGUAUUCUGAGCUGGGGAUGCACAACCACUUUUGGUCCUCUACUCUGGACUUCACUCGCUGGCGUAGUCCAUCUUGUUGCGGCAUUUAGUUUUGCGUACGCGAGAAGCAGUGCACAUUCACGGCAAGAGAGUGCGAAUAAGGGAAUCAGAAAUUGGAACGCCACGAAAGGUUUUCGCAAAAUCAUAGGACUAUUGGGAAAAGAAUUCACGCUUUGCGCCGAACAAUCGUUGGGUCAAUAUGACGGGAACAAUGCAGUACCACCUCUGGAGGUCGUUGCCAACGUGCUGGCUGGAUGUGGCGGAUUUAUCUAUCUAAUGUUUGGCAUCAUUAUCUUCUAA
Bipolaris zeicola 26-R-13 is the source of this 603-nucleotide messenger RNA. RefSeq lists its product as uncharacterized. The transcript has 2 exons. Lineage: Eukaryota; Fungi; Ascomycota; Dothideomycetes; Pleosporales; Pleosporaceae. Bases 1 to 603 code for a protein of 200 amino acids. The record is from RefSeq and is a predicted model, not a curated record.